CACUUUCCUUCUAUCCAGAAUGAAUUCGCUCUUGUUUCUCGCGUUUGUAGGAUUCCUGUGUGGCUUUGUGGCAGCUGAGACCGCGGAAGUUCAUGAGAACAAAGUUGAACCGGCCGAUCGAAGCCUCGUUCUGCCUGGAUCUACUCUCACCAACACUUUGUGCCAGUGGCAGGUGGUGAGCAACCCAUGCGUGGACAAUGUUCUACAGGCCCUGAACUUUCCCCACCCGAGCGACGCCACCAAGUUCCUACAGUGCGGACUGUAUGGACGUAUGUACAUCGUCCAGUGUCCCACGGGAGAGGUCUACAACCAGGCAACAUCCUCCUGUUUUACGCCACAGGAGAGUGAACCACAGCCGAUCUACAUCGCUUCUCUUGGAAUUUACAGUCCCUGCACAGCUCAAAAUCUCCAAACCGGUCGAAUAUUCUUCUCCGUUUAUAAUAGCAACAAACAGUUCAUCAUCUGUGACCCUGAUUCAAAUGCCCGCGUUAUCUCUUGUCCCGGUCUGCUCAUCUGGGACCAAAACAAGCAAUCGUGCGUGUUCAUGCUUGAGGGAGGUGUGGUAUACUCUGGCAAUGUUGCUGCAGUCACAGGUUUACUGAACGGUGCGAACCCCUGCACCGCCCAGGCAAUCAGCGUCAAGGCCUUGUUCUUCUCACACCCCGAUCCUACCAAGUUCAUCCAGUGCGACCUGCAAGGGAACGCGUACGUCCAGAGGUGCCCGCCUAGUCUCGUGUGGAAUCAAUACUUUGAGACGUGCGUCUCCCAGCUUGCGUCAUUCACACUCAACGAAGAGACGAAAUAUUCAUGAUCGCGAAGAGCUGGAAUAGUCCAUACGGAGACGGUAUUGAGACCGAACUGCAAACUGCUCUCCAUUUUCUUAUUUCACAUUUGUUAAAUUAAAAGCAUA
Mya arenaria is the source of this 910-nucleotide messenger RNA. RefSeq lists its product as uncharacterized. Gene Ontology annotation, molecular function: chitin binding. Lineage: Eukaryota; Metazoa; Mollusca; Bivalvia; Myida; Myidae. The coding region runs from base 20 to 811 and encodes 263 amino acids. Gene Ontology annotation, cellular component: extracellular region. The record is from RefSeq and is a predicted model, not a curated record. The transcript is spliced from 5 exons.